GGUGUACUUGUUACAUGGAGGAAGAAACAACGCGUUAGGCGAAAAAGAACCUUCGUAGAAUGACAAAGAGAGGAAAAUACAGAGAAGAGGGGGAGAAAUAAAAAGAGUGCUCUUGGUAAAGAGGGUGUUGGUUCCUCAGUAUCACACUGGAUACGUUCGACAUCGGCAGUUUCCAAACGGUCAUCUCGAUCGCUUGGCAACACCCAUUAUCAUUUUCGAGAACGUAAUCGCUGGCACAGCAUUUACUUUUCAGUCAGUUUGUUUUCAACGAUUGCAUUUAAUAUCCAAGAUGAUGUCCAGCGAACGCGCCGUAUUAAUGGUUUUCGGGGUGGUCCUUCUGGUUACAUCAGGUUCUGCCUUACGAUGCUGGGUUUGUUCAUCCAACGUGAACACUAUGUGCGAUGAUCCGAUGAACACCACAGACCAUUCCUCUGCAUUCCUUAUAAGAACUUGCGAGCAAUAUCCAACCGGAUAUGGAACCUCGAAACCUAUUUGUCGCAAAAUCGUCAAACGAGAAUACGGCGACCGAGUUGUUAUACGUCAGUGUUCCACUCCAAAUCAUGACGAAAGCACUAUUAAUGACGGCCCGUGCGGCAGCUCCAUGACACAACCAGGACGCGAUGUAGUCGAAUCAUGCCAUAUCUGCUCCACCGAUUUAUGCAAUUCUGCGACAAGCGCUUCUGCAAUGCAACUGCUUUACGCUGGUGCGCUGAUGUGCUUCACCUAUAUUUUCUACUCAUCGAAAUUUUGCGUUUUUUAAUUUUACGAAUAAUAAUAAUUUGUAGCUAAUAAAACGACAGAUUUACACAAAUAGUUACAAAUACUUAAUGUUGUCAACUUUGUGACUAACAAUUGUUUUUGCCAACCGAGUUAAGAAUGUAAAAAAACUAUGUGUAAAAAGUAUAGUUAAGAAAAAUUUGUUUUAUAUAAUCUCGCUCUGGAAUUCAAUUAUUUCGAAACAAAAAUGAAUAAGAAGUGCACAAAUUACAAAUAUUGAUUACUGUAAGUAUAUAAUAAAGGAAAACAUAACAUAA
Linepithema humile (Argentine ant) is the source of this 1034-nucleotide messenger RNA. Its product is annotated as UPAR/Ly6 domain-containing protein crok. Lineage: Eukaryota; Metazoa; Arthropoda; Insecta; Hymenoptera; Formicidae. The record is from RefSeq and is a predicted model, not a curated record. Gene Ontology annotation, biological process: regulation of synaptic transmission, cholinergic; positive regulation of voltage-gated potassium channel activity; sleep.